AUGCCACUACUUGAGAUUGCUGUGAAUGGCACUGCAGAGCCCAUCAACUGCAGUCAUUCUCCUUUCUCAUCCAGUGGUAAAGCGCCCCAGCGCAGCGUGGCCUGGGCAGAUGUGUGCCUUACUGUGUUUUUCAUCCUGGCUGGUAGCCUCGGCAAUGGGCUGGUAAUUUGGAUCCUGGGUUUCCGGCUUAAGAGAGGCGGCUUCCUCACAUUUGUGCUGAACCUUGCAGUGGCUGACUUUGGGUUCUGCGUCGUCCCCUGCUCUCAGAUCCCUAUUUUCCUUGCUAGCCAUGACUACGUGUACGGGCUGGGAGUGUGCCAAGUGGAGCAGUACCUCACGCGGGGCUUCUUCUAUGCCGGCACCCUUUUUAUUGCCAGCAUCUGCCUGGACCGCUGCCUGGCCAUCCAAUACCCUCUCUGGCACAAGCUCCGCCGGCCCCAACGUACCCCUGCGUUCAUCUGUGCCGUUGUCUGGUUGGUUGCUGGGGGCAUGGCUGCCCUUACUCCAAUCAACCUGGAGCUGGAGCACAUCCGUUGCCUGGGCCCUCGUUGUAGAGUAAAAUCCUCCAAGGCCGUCCAGCUCAUAGCCAACAUGGAGCUCGUCCUGGCCUUCCUGCUCCCUCUCUGUGUGAUCGUGACAUGCAGUGCCUUCAUAGUCCACAAGGUGGCAACAGAGAGCAGGGUCGGCAGACAGCGGGGCCGGGUGAAUAGCACAGUCUGCAUAACCGUGCUCCUGUUUCUGCUGUGCUGGACCCCUUUCCAGGUGGCACAGUACUUGUUUCAAAUCCAGAACACUUUCUUUCCGGACAACAAAUCCCUGGGGACCAUGGCAGCACAGGCUGGCCACUACUGCUCUUACCUCUUCUUCGUCAACAGCUGCCUCAAUCCCUUUAUCUACCUGCUCAUGGGCCGAGAGGUGAAGAAAAGGAUGAGAGUCUCGGUGCAGUGUCUCGGGUUCAUGUUCCAGAGAGCCUUCACUGAUUCCUGCACAGAAGGGGUCUCCAGCACUUCCUCUACCCUGUCAGCAGGAAACUGA
Megalops cyprinoides (Indo-Pacific tarpon) is the source of this 1035-nucleotide messenger RNA. Its product is annotated as C3a anaphylatoxin chemotactic receptor-like. The record is from RefSeq and is a predicted model, not a curated record. Gene Ontology annotation, biological process: G protein-coupled receptor signaling pathway. The coding region runs from base 1 to 1035 and encodes 344 amino acids. Gene Ontology annotation, molecular function: G protein-coupled receptor activity. The transcript has a single exon. Gene Ontology annotation, cellular component: membrane. NCBI's taxonomy places the organism in Eukaryota, Metazoa, Chordata, Actinopteri, Elopiformes, Megalopidae.